CUUUUCUUAUUCCAGAUGAACGCAUUUUAUAAUACCCUAUCUCGGAUUAUAAUCUUGAAAUUUUUAUUUGCCAUUUCUCUUUCUAUUUUUCUUCAACGUUCGAACUCGUUACACCCAUCAAUGAUCACAUAAAAAAAAAAAGUAACAUUGGUAUAUCAAUAAUUCUUAAAUAAGUAUUAUCAAGUUUUGUAAAGAAUAUAAAAUCGUUACUGCAAUUUACAAUCUUUUAUUUUGUUUUAUGUAUAAUAUGAAGAACAUAAUUUUCUAAAAAAAGUGAUUUUUUUUAUAUUGUAUUUACAUACACGUUAAUUGCGGUAAUUUGACAAAAUGACUUAUAAUCAACAACACAAAAUAAUUCUACAAACUAUUAUACAUGAAGGUUUUAUAGAUGAAAAUAAAGCAAAAGAUUUAGUUAUUAAAUUAUUUGAUACUGAUAACGUGUCGGCAGUAAUAAAUAGGAUAAAUGAACAAUUACAGCCUUUAAAUAUGUUAAUUAGAAAAGGACAAUGUGAAAUCACCGGUCAGGUGUAUUGGAUUUUAAUAAGUACCGUACUUGAUGAAGUAACCAGGUUUCAGACUGAAUUUUCAAAAGCACAACUGGCAUUACUAAGGAAUAUAUUUUCUGAAAUUAUCACAUCAAGCAUUAGAUGUGUACAAAGUACAAUAUGUUUAAAUUUUUGUUCUUCUCCAGAUGUAAAAUUAUCAAAAACAGAUGCUGAAGAAUUUUUAAAUGAUAUAGUUCAAAGACAAUGGUUGGUUUAUAAGGAUGGUUAUUAUUAUUUAGGUGUAAGAAGUAUAACAGAGUUAAUGCCAUACUUUAGAGCUACUUAUGAAAAUAAUUUAAGCACCUGUUGCCUUUGUAAACAAGUUAUCUUUUAUGGAAAAAAGUGUGAUUACUGCGAAGCCUUACUGCACUUAUACUGCUUAAAUACAUAUGCCAUGGUUCACAACCCUGUGAAAUGUCCUAAUUGUAACAGUGUCAUUACAGAUUUUGAUUAAGCUUCUUUGCCAGUUUAAAGUAUUAAUUUUAUAGUUUGAAAUAAAAAUAUAUUUUUUUAAUUAAAUAUUAUCGAUAUGCGUUUUAAAUGAACAGAUCAAAAUGUGAAUGAAACAUAAAUACUUAAUAAAAAUGUAAUAAACGUAAUAUAUCAUGUUUUAUAAUGUA
Messenger RNA from Osmia bicornis bicornis, 1165 nucleotides. RefSeq names its product non-structural maintenance of chromosomes element 1 homolog (gene Nse1). The transcript has 6 exons. Gene Ontology annotation, cellular component: Smc5-Smc6 complex; nucleus. Gene Ontology annotation, biological process: double-strand break repair via homologous recombination; DNA damage tolerance. The coding region runs from base 328 to 999 and encodes 223 amino acids. Gene Ontology annotation, molecular function: ubiquitin-protein transferase activity. NCBI's taxonomy places the organism in Eukaryota, Metazoa, Arthropoda, Insecta, Hymenoptera, Megachilidae. The record is from RefSeq and is a predicted model, not a curated record.